Neocloeon triangulifer is the source of this 4937-nucleotide messenger RNA. Its product is annotated as F-BAR domain only protein 2. Gene Ontology annotation, cellular component: cytoplasm; clathrin-coated vesicle; plasma membrane. Lineage: Eukaryota; Metazoa; Arthropoda; Insecta; Ephemeroptera; Baetidae. The transcript is spliced from 21 exons. The record is from RefSeq and is a predicted model, not a curated record. Gene Ontology annotation, biological process: clathrin-dependent endocytosis; clathrin coat assembly. The coding region runs from base 356 to 3328 and encodes 990 amino acids.
GUAAAACUUUGUUUCAAAAGUGGAAAAAGUGGGCGAUCAAAACAAAGACCGAUUGCGAGACUCAGGCGGAUUUCGGGAGCGAAAAAUUCGCGAAUCGGCGCGCACUCGCAGAGACUUUGUAAGAAGGUGGACGUCGGCGAAUAUCGUAGAUCGAUGCGAACGUGAGUGUUCGGAAAAUGGGCCGUGUCCGCCACUGCAGCUGAUUCGUCGGACGGACGGUGGCGACGAUUGCGAACUCACCGACCGAGGACGUUCAUCGCAAGAAGCUUUGCGUUCGGCGUCGGGGGCCAAGCCAGAAAUAAUUGCAGGGGCGAUGCAGCGGGUGGCGCCGACUCUGCACCUCUGACGACACACGAUGACGGUCGACUUCAGCGAUUAUUUUUGGGGCGAGAAAAACAAUGGCUUUGAUGUUUUGUACCACAACAUGAAACAUGGCGUUUUGGCCAGCAAAGAGUUGUCCGAAUAUCUCCGAGAAAGAGCAAUUAUCGAGGAAAAUAUUUGCAAGCUUCUGACGAAGCAUGCAAAAACAGCCAGUAGCUCAACCGGCCAGGGCACAUUUGCCCCUCUGUGGACCUUGCUCAAGAACUCGUCCGAAAAGUUGUCCACAUUGCACGGCCAGAUGUUCCAGAAAAUCUCCGACCUGGUCAAGGACGUGACAAAGUACUCAGAGGAACUUCACAAGAAACAUAAAACGGUCAAGGAGGAUGAGUCGAUGACCUUGGAGGUUGUUCAGUCGAUCCAGGCAACGACCCUGGCCGUGCAGAAGGCCAAGGAUGUUUACACGCAGCGCAGCUUGGAGCUCGACAAGCUUAGGAAGGAAAACGCCUCGGCUAAAGAUGUGGAAAAGUCGGAGGUCAAGGUUAGAAAGGCUCAGGAAGAGUACAAAACCCUGGUAGAGAAGUAUGCAGUUACGAAAGAGGAUUUCGAGAGAAAGAUGCUCAUCGCCUGCAAGCACUUCCAAGAAGUUGAGGAAGCCCAUGUCAGGCAAAUGAAGGAGUUUCUAAGCACUUAUGCUGACGAUCUUCUCAACAACCAUGAUCAAAUUGGACAGGUUCACUUGGAAUUUAAAAGAUCGUGCUUGGACUUGACUGUGGACAAAUUGCUGGAACAGUUCGUCCUUAAUAAAUACACUGGCCUAGAAAAACCAGAACAAAUAGAAUUUGAGGAAGUGAGUAUAUCUGGCGGCCCAGUGUCUACCGCAGUCAGCGUGGGGGGUGGGGAGGUGGCAUCGUUAAAGGACGAAAAGGCCAACGGCAGCGGCGACAAGCCGGUUAAAAAAGAAUCGGCUUCAGGUAAUCUAGAGGCAGGCAGGCCAACAAAACAAAGCAAACCAUCCCGCCGCACAACUUCCCUUCUCAAUCUCUUCAUGCCUAAUUCCCAGGGAUUGAAAGAGAGCGGCGAGACCACUUCGGCGCCCACGAGUCCAACCGGGCCCAAUAACACAACCACCAACACCGCCUCUCUUGUUCGGAAUCCGUUGCGCGGAACACAGAAGGACUCACCACCUCGCUCCCCUUACACUAGUAUCUCAACUUGGACUACAGGAUUUCUUAGAAGUAGGCGUGAGAAAAAGAAGGAGAAGAAGGCAAAGAAAAACUCAAAGAAAGACUCUCAGGAUAACAAUAGCAACAAGGAGGAUAAAUCUGAUGGAGAGGACAAGGACGAUGGUUCAAGCAGGAAGUCAGGCACUCCGCCUCCCCCUGAGGUUGAUGAUGAGGGCUAUAGAAUCAGGCCAAAGGUCGACAACUGGGAUAAUGACAAAAACUUCUAUUCAAGCUCGGAUACUGAUUCUGAUGAUGAGAGGGAUAGAAAAAUACACGUCCAGAUCAAGCCACAAAUCAAUGGGACUUCAGCAAUGAGCGCCAGUGUCGACGAACUGAGAGCAACGGUCGAAAAUAUGACCCUUUCUUCUGUGGGCCAAAUGAUUGCAAGAAGGGGGUCAAGUGUGGACCACGAUGGCAUGAAAAGAAGUCAAUCUGUCUCUCAGCAGCUCGGAGGGAAGCCAAGUAGUGACUUGUUAGGCUUGAAUCUGUUCCAAAGUCCCUCAAGCUCUGUGGCAUCCACGCCUAGUGGUGCCAACGUGUCUGCAGGCCAGUACUCGCAGCUGCAGAGCCCCCCGGCCCUUUCCAGUCCAAGAGGGAGUCCAGCCAUGCCUCAGUCGGAGGCUCAGACUUCUCGAUAUGCAGAUCUUGGAGACAUUUUUGCCGAAGUUGGAGAAAUGCAGCCUGCCCUUCCACCAAAGCAACGUCAGACUCCAACCCCUACAAUGGGAUCAAUCGCCAUUCCAAGACCCCCUUCGAGACGAGGAGAGGGCACCCCUCAGCUUAGAGGACGCGUCAGUCCCGCUAGCCCUGCCCCUUCAAAUAUCGCCCGCGCCGAUAGCACCAACAGCCUCGAGUUCCGCACCUCAGGAGUGCUCAACUCGUCCAGAGGCCCCUCCCCUCUCACCAUUGGCAUGUCCGACACCGUCCCCCUGGCCGUCGCCUUCCACGAAAUCAUCCACGCCUUUUUCCGCGGCUCAGAUGAGACCCGUUGCCAGAUCAAAAUGUCCGGUGACAUGAUGCUCUCGUUUCCAGCAGGAAUCGUCACCAUCCUGGCCAACAACCCUUCACCAGCGCAACUUUCUUUCAAAGUAAAAAAUUCGCAUCGACUGGAGAACGUUGUGCCCAAUAGGCAACUAAUAACAUUGGAUGCAUCACAAUCAACGACUGAGGUCACUUCAUACGAAUUUAACAUGAGUGCCCUCACUGCCCUAUUGAGACGACAAUUUGAUCAAAACCCCACUGCCUCUUACUUCAAUGUGGACAUUUUAAAGUACCAAAUUAAAUCAAAAAGUGGUGCUUCUUCGUGCCCAUUCCAAUUGGUUUCGUACUGGAAAUGUGAGAAAGGUCACACUGACCUGAGGGUCGACUACAAGUACAACAGCCACGCCAUGGCCUCUCCUUCGCCCUUGCUCAACCUCACAGUGGCCGUCCCCGUCGACGGGGGUGUUCUCGGAAUGCAAUCAAAGCCAAACGGACUUUGGGUGGCCGAGAGCAACAGAGCGAUGUGGAAGUUUACAGAACUUUCCCAGCACAGUGAAAACCACGGAGUUGGUUCUCUCAGGGCGCGAUUUGAGCUUAGCAAUGGACCAGGUUCGCAAGGCACAAUUGCGACCCAGUUCAACUGCGAAGGAACCACUCUGUCAGGAGCAGAGUUCGAACUUGUUGGCACCGGCUACAGACUGUCUCUUGUCAAAAGAAGAUUUGUUUCCGGUAAGUACAUUUGUGACGCUGACUUUGACUCAAAGUAUCGAUAUGCGGCCCCGCCUGGCCCGACGGCCUGCUAGCAUCUGGCCUGUGUCGAGGAGGGCUCGUAUUUGGCUGUCUGCGUGGUGCUGGUGGCCGCCACGGCCGCCGCCUCUCUGCUCCUCUCCAUUUGGCCUGAUUUGUGAUUGAAAAGCCCAGACAACCAAUGAGAAGUUCACUCGCAUAUAUAAACUUAAGUUUGGAAAUUUCCUUCUGCAGUGCAGUCGGAUCCAGUCAAAAUUUCUAAUUUGGCGCUUUUGACAGUUUCAAUCGGUUUCUUAUUUUUGCAAUUGCGUCGAAAGCGCACGGGUUCCAGAGCACUGUAAGUGAUGUCACUGAAUGUCCAGAGAGAAAUACAAGAGAAGACUGCCAGAUUCACGUUUUACUAACGCUGCUAGAAUCUUUGAAUCGAGAGAAAGAAGUUUUCGCGUUUUGUUGUGCAUUCCGUGUAAGUUUUGAACUCAAAAAGUGUGGUCAAAAAAGCGCCACGGCUCCUCGCGAUCGCCUCGAUUUUGGCAUUCGAGGUCACGUCUGGAAUAAUCAUGUGCCAACCACCCACAGAAGCCUCAAAAUUGUAAUAUCUCGAUUGCGAGAGAGCGCGGCGACUUGUAAAUUGGUAAAUCGUUUUCUGUGAUACCGGAGGAGAAAAGAAUUCAAAACAUACAAUUUAACACUAAAUGUUUCCUUGUCAAGGCCCUAAUCACGCCUUUUUCUACUGAACAUUUUUAUCUCGUCCCCGAAAGCAACGUCGCAGACUUUAAAUUUGCACCAGCGAGGUUGUUCGAACUUGUUGCAGAAUAUUAAUUAAUGAUUAACUUGAGAAAAAUCAGGCUGUUCCACUUGAAGGGCUAAUCAUUUAAAAGCUUUCGAUUCGUUUUAAGUGUUCAUGGUUAAUUUUCAGUUGUAAACAUUAAUUUCGCUUUUGUGUUGUUCUGUGUCUACCUUAAAUAUGGAUACAUUAUAAUUAUAAAUAUAUCAAUUAUUUUUUAUUAUGUGUCGCCCAUCGUAUCGUAAAAUCAGCUUGUUCUCAUGGCUGCUAUUGUAAAAAUGUUUCAUAAAUGCCUCAUUACUUUAUGAUUGUAUAAGCAUUAUAUAUUGCCACUCUAUAUAGAAGGCGGGUUAUUAUUUUAUCCCACAAAUAAAUACAGAAAUGCAUAAAAAAAUUCUUAUUCUGACUAAUUUUAUUCAAUGGGUGGGUAAUCUCAGCAAAUUGAAAAUUAUUUUUAUUCACUCAUCAUUUCCUUAUACUUUGCUUGGUCAUCCAGCAUUUUCAGGAACACUUUGUACUUUUUCCGGUGGAACCUAAAAUCCAAAAUUAAAUUCCAAUUUUUUCCUAAAAAAGUCUUACUCUUGCGUGGUGGGUUGAGGCAGAAUUUUCGUGGCCGCGCCACCCAUACUGAUGGCCGCUUGGUGUACAGUGGGAAAGGCACCGGCGGCCGUUGCACCAAGAAUCGCUGCUCCGAGCAACACAGAUUCCGGCUCUUCGGGCAGCAAUACGGGCAUUUCCAACACGUCACUUGUCGUUUGAACAAAAACGGGAUUUUUUGCCAGACCGCCACACAUCAGAGCAACGUUUAGUUUGUGUCCGUGUUUCUGAAGAGUCUCGUAGAUAUGCUUCGUUCCGUACUAAUAAUUUUUUAAUUAAAAAUA